AUGACAUCACAGGCAAAUCCAGACGACGCCUUGUGCGAUCAUUACCUCCCGCGAAAGAAGCGGUUCUGCCGCUCAGAGAAGCGAGAGGGCAGCCGCUUCUGUCAUACGCAUGACACCUUCACUUCUUCUGCGGGUCCCCAUGGCGGUGAGUGUGUCAGGGCGGAGGAGUGUGAGGGACGAACACGGCGUGUGCCUUGUCCGAUCAACCCCAACCACACCGUAUACGCGGCGCGGCUGCAGCACCAUAUACAAGUUUGCCCGGACUUGCGGUACGUGACUAGAAAGCUGCCGUAUUACAAAGCGGAUGCCAAUGCGUUGCGCGGAAAGGUGUAUUGUAGAGAAGAUGACACACCUCAUGAACGAAUGACGCAUCACCACUUAGAUGCCGACAAUCUUCGUCAGCUGAUUGAGCGCGUGCGUCAUUGCUACUUUUCCGUGAUACAGCCUCAAAUUGUACUGAUGGCGGAGGAAAUCUCCAACAAUAAUGAGGAAACAUCUAAAUCGACGUGUAACAUGUCAGCUAAGCAUGGCCCACAACACCGUGCACUGCUGCGCUGCUUGCAGAAAGCAAUUGAGGGUUUUUUUAAGGCACAGACGCCAACAGAGAGUUCUGGAAUGGCAGUGAAGGGAUUUGUGGAAUUUGGGGCGGGAAAGGGUGGACUUUCAGUGGCAUUGCAGGACGUCUUGUUGUCCCAUGCUUUUGAUCUUUCAGGGAGUACUGUUGAGAAGAAGGAAUUAGCUCCGGCUCAAGUGCACCGUAAACCACUCCUUGUGGUGGUCGAUGUAGGCAACUUUCGACGUAAAGGUGAUGCACGUGUUUCCCGAACCAGCCUUCCUCUCGUUCGACUGCGUCUUGACAUCAAAGAUCUCGAAUUGGCAAAGGCCCUGCGUGACCCCUCCGUCUUUAAACGGGCGAGAGACGAAGAAAAGGUUAAUGUAAUCACAUUAUUGGAUAACAUUCAUGCUGAAGGAAUUCCAGAGGAGCGCUGGGUGGCUCUUGGCAAGCACCUUUGUGGUGCCUGUACAGACUUUGCUCUCUCAUGCAUCACAUCGCCCAAUCUUUGCACAGAGGGUCGUGCAUCCGUUAUUGCCGUGGUCUUUGCCACAUGCUGCCAUCACCUCUGUGAGUUGCGGCACCUCAAUGCAUUAGCAUCCACGGAAGAUGAUCAGCAGGCAAUCUUGCGUUUGCCAGGCACAGAAUACACCAUUUCCACUGCAGAGUUUGCAGCGAUAGCAUCUAUGUCCUCCUGGGCCGUCAGUGGGACGGCUGUUGACAAGGAACGCCAAACUACAGGGGUUUGUUGUAAGCGUGUCAUUGAUGCUCUACGGAUACAAUACCUCAAACAAAAUGGAUAUCGUUCCGCCUACCUUUGCCAGUACAUUGAAAAGGGAAUUACAGAAGAGAAUGUCACCAUCGUUGCCUUUCGGUAA
Messenger RNA from Trypanosoma cruzi, 1431 nucleotides. RefSeq lists its product as uncharacterized. Bases 1 to 1431 code for a protein of 476 amino acids. NCBI's taxonomy places the organism in Eukaryota, Euglenozoa, Kinetoplastea, Trypanosomatida, Trypanosomatidae. Gene Ontology annotation, biological process: tRNA methylation. The transcript has a single exon. The record is from RefSeq and is a predicted model, not a curated record.